ACGUGUAUCGAUCUGAAUGCGCAAUCCGCUACCCACUUGUUAUUAAUGAUUGUUUAGAGUGCCACUUAUUGUUAGAGUGCCUUAUCUUAUCGCAAUGUUGACACAGCAAGAACUAGCUCCUGUCGUUCGAAACAAUUCUCUUUUUUUCCCUACCUACAUUUCAGCUUCUUCGACGCCCAACAUACCGAAUCGAAAUUUUGGCCCAUGUUGAACCUUUAAUUCUACUAUACAGGGUGUUUCCUCUAAGUUGAGCACGUAGAAUAUCUCAAAACGUAUAAUAAUAAAUAGGUGCAAAUUAUCCUUAGAAGUACCAAAAUUUCGACUCGGGAUUUAUCUUGGUUACCUUCAAAACGCGCGCGUUUAGCGUUGUUAACUGUAUUGUCAUUAACUGACAGUGAUAUGGGGAAAUUUAUGUUUUUCUCUUUCACGAAGAAAGUUAGCGUUUGGAUAAACUUAGUCUCCCUCUAUCGCAUGUGACGCCGUGUAAGAUUUACUGAUUUUAUUAUACUGUUGCUUUGUGAGGCAGCUGCUCUCGUUGUUUAUAACUGUAUUACAAGCUUUUACGUGUGUCGGCUUUCCAUUAACGUGUGCCCUCCGUGUUUUUGGAUCGUGAAUUUAAACGCCCAGUCUGCUUGCCCGCGAAAUGUGAACGGUACUCGUCACACUUGUAUGUAUCCUAUUUCUUUAAUGCGUAUAGAGAGAUGGAGGUACAUAAAUAGGUACUGUCUUUAAAUAAACUAACAUCUACUGGUCCGUGCGACGUUUAUUCCUCAUUGUAACUAGUGGCGUGAUUAAAACUGCCUGCUGUAGAAAUCUGCUUUUAUUAAAGUCUCCAAGCGCGAAUUUCUUUUUAUUUACUUACUUAAGACAUGUGUACCGCAUACUCGUUUCAAAAGAGAAAAUGUCUUUUAACGCUGCAUUAAUUUAUGCGUAUAUCACGGGAUCCGCGGACAAUGCCACGAUCACCGAAAUUCAGGAGGUGGUUGACCAACAAAGGAGGGCGAUUAAAAGAGAAAUGGAAAACUACGAGUACCCAAACGGAAAAUAUGGGAUAAACGUGAGCAAACUCGAAGAUUUAGUGAUGGAGAAGGGCGGCAGACCUAUGAGAAACAUAAUUCUGACGAGUUGGAGAAGCGGCAGCACGUUCCUCGGCGACGUGGUGAACGCGCACCCGGCCAAUUUUUAUCAUUACGAGCCGCUGCUCGACUACGGGAUCGUGCAGAUCCGAGAGUCGCCGCUCGCCGAGGAAUCCUUGACGAGGAUAAUCUCUCUGCUGAAUUGCGAAUACAAGGAGCUCGAUCGGUACCUGGAUUAUGGCAAGGAUUAUCAUCCUUGGGUGUUCAAUCACAACACGCAUUUAUGGCGGCAGUGCCAAGCGCAUAAACGCAUCUGCUGGGAUCAGCGUUUCGUCUCUAAAUUUUGCCGGCUCUUUCCGUUCCAAUCGAUGAAGCUCGUGCGGUUGAGGUUGCGAAUAGCGGAAAAUCUUUUGGCCGAAGAAGGUCUAGGUGUGCGACUAAUUCUACUCAUCCGUGAUCCGAGAGGCGUUCUGCAAUCCAGAAAGCACAGGGAAUGGUGUCCCGCUAAACCCGAUUGCUCCGAUCCGGCUCUGCUUUGCGCCGACAUGGUAUCGGACUUUAGCGCGGCGGUAGAACUGUCUAGAAAAUACCCACGUUCUUUCAGAGUGGUGCGCUACGAGGACCUGUCCGUGGACCCCUACAAGCACGUGCAGGAGCUUUACGAUUUUUACGGUUUGAACUUUCACGCGAACGUGAAGAGAUUCCUGGAUACGCACACGAAGAACGACAUGGGCGGCGUGUCGAGCACCUUCCGAAAUUCCAAGGUCGCGCCAUUUCACUGGCGGGCCGACCUAGACUUCGAGGAGGUUCGCGAGAUACAGAAGGUAUGCGCGACCGCCAUGCGACUGUGGGGAUACGUGAUGGCCUUAAAUUCUACCCACCAGAAAGACUUCGAUCCUAUCACAAAUUACCGGCUCCAGUUGUGACAGCUGGCAGGCGACAUGCUCAAUGUAGAUAUGAUGUAUAGUAUAUCGGUAUAGCGAAUAAUGGCAGCGCGCGGUCGAAAGUGCCGUUUAAUUCAUAUAAAUAUUCAGCGACAAGGUGCUAGCGGUCACUCAGGAAGAUAGCCACGUAUAACGAGAAUGUAUGUUGAUUUAUUCGAAAGGGAAACUUACGGAACGCCGAAUAUUUAGCUUUGUGCGAGACCUGAUAAGAAGGCUGCUUCUUUAAACGGCGACGGACUCGGAGGCGAGUAUUCCUUCGCAAUUUUUCUAUCGUACAACUAACACGAUCUAAAACACAGGGUGUUAGGGUAAAUUCCUGAGAGCUUGACGUGCGACACAAAUUAUGUCUAACCAUAUCGAUGCAAACGUUGCAAGUGCAUUCAAAACGUUUCUAAAUAUUGUGAAUCUUUCAAGAGAGAGGAAGGGUAUUUUGUGUCUAAUGUAUAAACUAUAUUCAUUAAUAUUAAUUGUAAUUAUAGGUAACUUGUAAAGAGAUUCGUAAUGAUCGCAGUAUCAUUAUAUUGUCUUUUUACACCUUUAAGAGAUAUUCCAUAUAGCAAGGCGAAAUUUUUAUAUCGAUCACGGAACACAAAGUGCACCCCCUCCCUUUUUAGAUUCAUACGAAUUCAUCGCUAAAAGCAAGAGACGACCAAAUUUAAUUUUUUAUCCUAUUAAUCAAUGAUAUAAUAUUAAUAUAUUACGAAAUAUACUCAUAUACGAGACAAAGAAUAUUUAUCUAAUAAGGAAUGUAUCGUGUCCAAUGACAGAAGUGAUUUUAACCGAUGUAUCGUGAACUAAAACUGAAUCUCAUAACGUUAGGAUCGUGUUUUGCAAUAUCAGUGGCAGUGUAGGAAAUUUAUCUCUACGCCGUUCGACAAGACAUUUCCACCGAUAUUCAAUGUGAUUCACGAAACAGAGAAGUACGAACGCAAUAUCAAUUAGCUCGUUUACGCCGCGGAACACUCGAUCUUAUCUCUUGCUCAUCGCGACGUUCGAGAAAACGGUCGGGCGGCGUGUGUCAGGGACGAGAGAACACGAGUUUCCACUCCACCGGCCUUCGAUGCGGCCGACGACGAAUUAUUACGAGUAUAUAGACGCGACCAACUUGCCCGCGAGCGCGUGUGAUUUUUAUAAAGUACGACACAGUCGUAAUAGCACUGCACACCUUAGAUACAAGAAAAUAGAACUUAUUACUGUGAGCUGUUUGUUGGCGACUUAGAAUAAGAAUACUUUUUUAAAAUCUUUACACGCUUACACAUAUUGAUUAUCCCAGGACAGCCUGGCACAUUCUCCGUUAUGUAUUAUAGUGUAAUUUUGUUGGAUUUUAUGUAUUCGCGAUUGUAUUCCGCGCGUCCUUGUGUUAUGCACCGAGCGCUAGAUUGUUAUCAGCUCUCCGUGUGAUCGAUUAAACCUUCCCACGCGUUCACUCGAAGUAGAAUCAAUUUCAAAUGUACACUAGGUUUAUACACAACAGAGUUUGAAUAUUGUAAAACGUGAUAUUACGACUCUGCCUCCCCUUUUAUUUUUUUUAGAGGACAGUCUUAACGUCCCAAAAUGCUAAUUAUUAUUUACGUUGUUCCAUUGUCACUCCGCAUGAAGCAGAUUAACGAAAUGAAUGUGAUGUCUCGUACGUACGGAUGAGACGUGACGAUAGCGUUGACGAGCCACUGACGCGAUCGCCAAUGCAAACUCGCGACAACACCUUCGUGCGAUCUCACGCCGUUAUUACGUACUAUUUUCUCGCGGAAUGGGUAUCUAGUCCAAGAGGAACGCGUAUUACUUCGCAUUUUGUACCUUAGCUGUAAAGGUUCUCCAAUAAAAGAAUCAUGUUUCUAU
Vollenhovia emeryi is the source of this 3856-nucleotide messenger RNA. Its product is annotated as carbohydrate sulfotransferase 6-like. The record is from RefSeq and is a predicted model, not a curated record. Gene Ontology annotation, molecular function: N-acetylglucosamine 6-O-sulfotransferase activity. The coding region runs from base 902 to 2002 and encodes 366 amino acids. The transcript has 6 exons. Gene Ontology annotation, biological process: N-acetylglucosamine metabolic process; sulfur compound metabolic process. NCBI's taxonomy places the organism in Eukaryota, Metazoa, Arthropoda, Insecta, Hymenoptera, Formicidae.